Molecule: messenger RNA, 1962 nt
Organism: Papilio machaon (common yellow swallowtail)
Lineage: Eukaryota; Metazoa; Arthropoda; Insecta; Lepidoptera; Papilionidae
Gene: NGR-A1
Product: somatostatin receptor type 2
Exons: 3
Coding region: 309-1595 (428 amino acids)
Biological process (GO): G protein-coupled receptor signaling pathway
Cellular component (GO): neuron projection; membrane
Molecular function (GO): peptide binding; somatostatin receptor activity
Source: RefSeq, a predicted model, not a curated record
CUCGUCUCUGCUGCACGUGUCUUUCUCCCGGCCGAUCGAGAAACUUUAUUCGCACACUUCGUGUUCACAUCGGGUUUGGAUUUCUGUUUUAGUGAUUUCAUAUUAUAGUUAGUUACCAAGCUAUGUAAUUUUAAAAAUCUUUGUGAUCAUCGCGAUAUUUCGUUGGAGAAAAUUCAAAUGGCUGUUUAUGAAGUUUUGCGAAAAUAUUGUGCGCUGCUCGCUGGCUGUCGCUAGUAGCUACGUGCUCGUACAAUGUAAAGCCGAGUGGAAGAAGACAUUUUAUUUCAAGAAAUAAAAACAUCGCCAAGAUGGAGAUCGAGGAAGUGGAGAUGUACGGCCACAGCAAUUACUCCUUCGACGAGAACUCGACGUUGAACGGCACUUACGAGAACUGCCCCAACAUAAACCUGCCCGUCGUGUACGUGGUGACGCAGGUGUUGUACGCACUCGUGUGCGUCGUCGGUCUGCUGGGCAACACGCUCGUUAUCUACGUCGUGCUGCGCUACUCCAAGAUGCAGACCGUCACCAACAUGUACAUCGUCAAUUUGGCCAUUGCUGACGAGUGCUUCCUCAUAGGGAUCCCCUUUCUCAUAAUAACGAUGUCGGUGCGCUCUUGGCCGUUCGGACGCUUCAUGUGCAAGGCGUAUAUGAUAUCGACCGGCAUCAACCAGUUCACGAGCAGCAUCUUCCUGUGCAUCAUGAGCGCGGACCGGUACAUCGCGGUGUGUCACCCCAUCGCCGCGCCGCGCCUGCGCACGCCUUUCGUGUCGCGCCUCGUGUCUGCCGCCGCGUGGACCGCCUCCGCGCUUGUCAUGACGCCCAUCUUCAUGUACACCACGCUGAUACAGAGCGACAAUGGGCUCUCGUGCAACAUCGUAUGGCCCGAGCGCGAGUUCGCCAAGGGUCAGGCCUCCUUCACACUCUACUCCUUCGCGUUGGGCUUCGCUGCACCCCUCACUCUUAUAUUCAUCUUCUACUGCCUUGUCAUCCGCAAGCUGAAAACCGUUGGUCCGAAAAAUAAGUCAAAGGAGAAGAAGCGCUCGCACAGGAAAGUAACAAAGCUGGUGUUGACGGUGAUAGCGGUGUACGUGCUGUGCUGGCUGCCGUACUGGGCGUUCCAGGUGGCGCUGAUCUACUCACCGCCCACCGAGUGCGCCAGCAGGAUCACCAUCACCGUGUUCCUGGUGGCGGCUUGUUUCAGUUACAGCAACUCCGCCAUGAAUCCCAUCCUGUAUGCCUUCCUGUCGGACAACUUCAAGAAGAGCUUCCUGAAGGCGUGCUCCUGUGCUGCCGGAAAAGACGUGAACGCCACGUUACACGUGGAGAACAGUGUGAUACCGAGGAAGAAGGGCGGUGGGACUGCUCGAGCGCAAGCGCGAGCCGCGGCGGAGACGCGCGGACUGACAGCUGGCGUCGGCGCGAGCGGCGCAGCACGCGCGGUCUGCCCAGCCGGCUCGCGUUCUGAGGCCUCAACCGCAGUAACGUCGAGGUCGGCGGCGAGCGAGGCGCUGGCGCUGGAGGCACGCCCUGCGGCGUCCCCUGCUACUCUCACGCCCCUCAUAGCGCACAACGGCGUGUCGCACUCGCGGCUCUGAGUGCGGGCCUCUCGCCCUCGUCGCGAGCCCUCGAGUGCUGUACUCGAGGAGGAUACUCUCAUCGUGUCCAUCGAUUAAACUGGUAAAGACUAUCCGAUUGUGGCCUCGCGAGGUCGAAAAACUAUUCACACCUAGCUGUAAAGUUACAAGUGUUUUUGUUGGUAUAUAAAUUUUCGCGGACCCGAGUGGGAAAUGUGAGUGAUUGUAACUCGGGACGAGUAUAACGAGCACAGUUUCGGCCUAGGGUUGUAACGAUGAAUUUAUUAAUGUAGUUAGAUUUUUAUCACAUAGUUAAUAAGUUUACCGUUUGUAUACCAUUAAUAAAAGAUAUUGUUGUAAAAAUGUACAUAUCGUGUAAAUAAAAAUU